CCUAGCCUCGCCUCGCCUUCCGCUCGCCACAUCUCCGCCGUAUGUAAGCUAAACCAACCCUACCACUCAUCUCAUCACCGCAUUUCGAACUUCUUAACCAAAUCGUUCGCAACCUUGGCCGAUCAAGCCGCGCGAUCAGAGUUCUAGGUUUAGAAACUUGGAUUCAGGGUUUUGAUCCAUUCACCAUGCCGAGACAUAACGCUGAAGAAGCAGAUGUAUGUUUAAGAUGUGGAGAACUUGGACAUGACAUGAUCUUGUGCAAGUAUGAUUACACUCAGGAAGAUUUGAAGGAUAUCAAAUGCUAUGUAUGUAAAAGCUUAGGCCAUCUCUGUUGUAUCGAGCCUUGUCAUUCACCGUCAUGGACUUUAUCUUGCUACAGAUGUGGUCAACUGGGUCAUACUGGACUGGCAUGUGGUAGACACUACGAUGAUUCUGUCAGUCCAUCAUGCUUUAAGUGUGCGGGAGAAGGGCGUUCUAAGUGUCACUGCCCUGAUUCUUCCAGCAUAUGCAGUAGGGAAGAAGGGCAUUUCUCACGUGAAUGCCCGAAUCCUUCAUCGAGCAUUAGCGAGUCAAAGAACAGAGAGGCUCACCGUUUAUGCUACAAAUGUAAAGGAAGAGGACUUAUGCUCGUGAAUGCCCCAUUUCUUCACUUGUAUAGGCUCCGUAUCUCUCUCCGCAUUUGGGUUCUUUGA
Messenger RNA from Camelina sativa (false flax), 692 nucleotides. The record is from RefSeq and is a predicted model, not a curated record. Lineage: Eukaryota; Viridiplantae; Streptophyta; Magnoliopsida; Brassicales; Brassicaceae.